CGUCAGCCGCGGAAUUCGACGCUGUCGUGCAUUCCGUUUUUUCGCCAAGACGACGACGACCAACGCACAGCCAUUCCACACCACACCCACCACAACCUCACUGCUUCAGCAGCCUCACCUCCACCGCCGCCAUGUCGUCCGACGAAGAGAUUGAAGACGUGCCUGAGAAGGCGCCGUCAAAGUCGAUUGCGCUCAGGAUGCAGAAGAAGAUGUUGGGCAUGACAGUGAAGAGCAAGGAGAGGGUGAAAGGAUACAUCGACGAGACGACAAGCGAGUUGCUGGACCACAUGUACGACUUUGCAAAGGCAGACACGGGCGACGAAAAGGUGGCCAAGAAGGUCAUCAAGGACAUGAUCAAGAUUCUGGUGAAGCUUGGGUUGUUGCUCAGCAAGAACCAGUUCAGCGGAAAGGAGCUUGCGUUGCUGGAGGAGUUUCGGAAGAAGACCAAGCACGGCGCUCUGACGCUUGUGUCAUAUCACGAAGUGGCAUUCACAUUCGACCAGGAGUACCUCUCAGGAGUGAUGAAAGAGAGCAGAGAUCUGCUGCAACAGGUCAUUGCCCGACACCUCACAGACAAGAGCAAGGGCCGCGUCGACAACGUGUUUUCGUUCUACGGAGACGGCGACCGUCUUGCCCGCUUUUACAACGACCCAAAACACGAAGAACUCCGUGGUGCCAUGAUGACGUGCCUGUCCAAAGUCCUCGAAGAAAACCUCCUGUAACUGCCUUGUGCAUCUCCCACCCCCCUUGCCCACCCUUCUUUAACUCUUCGUUGACAGCCUACCUGCACCGCCACAUAUGUUCCCUCCCCCCUUAUCAUGGCUCCUGGUUUUGCUCUGCUUCCUCUCUUAUUAGCCGCUUCCUGUUUAAGCUUCCCCGUUGCUUCCCGUGGUGUGAUGAGCGUCUUUUGUUGUCUUGGCCUCCACACCAUGUGACACUGCUUCUCAAGCAAGCAAAAACAACAACAAACAGCAAGCAAGGAAUACACCAUUCACCCAUGCCCG
Messenger RNA from Salpingoeca rosetta, 1004 nucleotides. RefSeq lists its product as uncharacterized. The record is from RefSeq and is a predicted model, not a curated record. The transcript is spliced from 7 exons. Gene Ontology annotation, cellular component: cytoplasm. Gene Ontology annotation, biological process: regulation of apoptotic process. NCBI's taxonomy places the organism in Eukaryota, Choanoflagellata, Craspedida, Salpingoecidae. Bases 132 to 722 code for a protein of 196 amino acids.